Messenger RNA from Micromonas pusilla CCMP1545, 1311 nucleotides. RefSeq lists its product as uncharacterized. Gene Ontology annotation, biological process: lipid metabolic process. Bases 291 to 1244 code for a protein of 317 amino acids. Lineage: Eukaryota; Viridiplantae; Chlorophyta; Mamiellophyceae; Mamiellales; Mamiellaceae. The record is from RefSeq and is a predicted model, not a curated record. The transcript has a single exon.
CAGAGCGCCGUUUCCCCACACGUCGUCGUUCCAACGAGCUUACGGUACCCGGACACGCCUCCACCGGCGCUCAGGGACGAGCACCGACGACACGACGACGGCGCCCUCGGGCGAAUGACGAGCGCGAAAAAGCAGUUUAUUCUCAUUGCUUUGACUUUUGCGGGCGGGGCGCUCGGGUUUUACGCGCAGGAUAGGUUCGAGCUGCACUACAAAGAGGAACGGUUCAAGCGGUUCGAGAAGAGUUACGAGGCGCAGAUGGCGGGGCGGGGUAAGUGAGUGAUCGAAAGACGAUGGUUUUCACGCUGAAUCUCGGGACACUCGCGCUGUUCGUCACGACGUUGGUGGGGACUUCGGCGCGAAACUUUUUUUCGACGCCGGCGCGGGGACAAGACUCGUCCUUCAGCCUCGAAGAGGGACGAAUGAUGGUGACGUACGCCGCGGCAUCGUAUUGCUCCCCCGACGUCUUGCGAAACUGGACGUGCGAGCGGUGCUCCGACAGCGUCGCGGGGUUCGUCCCGAAGACGGUCGUGACCGACGAAGACUGGGAUCUUCAAGCCGUCGUCGGAUACUCGCCGCAGCUGUCCUCCGCGCUCGUGAUAUUCAGAGGCACGAAAGGGAGCUCGUGGGAGAACUGGAUACACAACCUCAUGACGACGAAGUCGCAGGUGAGGCACCCUGGAAUGCCGAAAGACGCGACCGUGCACGACGGGUUCUGGAGGUCGUGGACGCGUUCGAAUCUUCAAAACAGGACGAGCGUAGCGCUCGACGCGUUGUUCGAGGAGAGAGGCGUUCUUCCCGUGGUCGUCGUCGGGCACAGCCUCGGCGGCGCGCUCGCGACCUUGUGUGCCGCGGAUCUGCUCACCGAGCGCAACCUCACCGCCGUGAGGCUAUACACUUUCGGGUGUCCGCGCGUGGGGAACUACGCGUUUGCGUCCGCGAUGAGGAACACGACGCUCGACAACACGCGAGUGACGCACGACCGAGACAUCGUGCCGACGGUGCCGUUCACACACUUUGGGUUUCACCACCUCGCGCGCGAGGUGUGGCAGCGGACGAUCACGACCGGGUCGAAGAAGCACCCGCCGCGAUUGAACUUCACGAUGGAGAUCACGUGCGACGGCUCCGGGGAGGACAGACGUUGUCAGGAUAGUCUUUGCCGGUACGUUGGGGCGUGCACGAGCAUCGAGGACCACUUAGAGUACCUCGGCGUCCCCCUCGGUGGAGGGAAAGGACACGAGUGUUGACGCUGACGUUAUCGUGUUCACAAUCGUUCAUAGCUAGUUAGUACGUUCAUAGAGUACGUUUACGCUC